CAUGUCGCAAACGUGAUACAUUCGGAAAAGGGGCGCGUCCUAGAUCCUUUUUCAUCAUAAUUAACUUUAACGGGGUUAUAUUACUUCACAAUAAACAAUAAUAUUUUCCUGUUAAGACGUUUAGUUAAAAUAUUUGUUGUAUCAGCCAACGGGGCUUUAUACUUGUUUCGAGCAGCGUAAAGAAGAUUAUAACGUUCAAUUGUAUUCUCAAUAAUCCGUCCAGCAAGUUGUAGUGUUAGAAAAUGCUAGAGAUAAUAAUACAGAUUAAUUAAAUAAGGAGCAAAGACUUAAUGUCUUAGGUUAUUGAUAAUAAAAUCUUAUUCAGUUCGAUGUAUUUUAGUACAUUAAGUUGAGUUUAUAUCAGUUUAUAUAUAGUUUUAUCUACUUAUGUAUUAUAAAUCACAAUUUUAAAUAUUUUAUUCGUUGCCUAGGACUCUAACGAGUCUAUACAGUUUCAAUUUUCGCUAUGACAAAUAACCAUUUUAGUAAAGACAUGAGCGCGGUCUUUCUACCGUUGGGAGCGCCAUGACCGCUUGGAGAGCCUCCGAUCUGCGGGGGUAACUGCGCGGCGUAAGUAGCAAGAACCCGGAAGUGCUUACGGCUAGAGUUCCCUCGUUAAAAAGGCCAUAAAAGUUAGUAUGGCUGCGACCAUUAUUCAUGACUCCUCUGAAGCGGUGGAGUUGUGCUUCGGCAGGCGUCUCUUCCUGAAGCCCAUAUCGAAGCUGGCCAUUACAGUGACGUGGGCCGACUUACUGGAGCCUGCCAAGGCAGUGUCCAACUGGGAGGUCAUGGCCAGGCUUAAGCAGAUGGUGCACCCCCUCCAGUUCACCUCCAUACGUGUUUCUAAGAGUACUCUGGAUUUUGUGCGCUUUGAAGCGGAGCUAGAAACCAAAGCCUUGGGCAAGGUGCUGUGUCAGAAGCUGAAUGGGCAGACGCUGGAUGGCAUGGCUGGGGACAGAACUUUCCAGGUCCUUGCUUCUGAAUGCAGUACAGACUUCCCAACUCGCAAGGAGUGGGAGUCCUUCUUCCAGGAUGAAGAGGAGUGGCCAGAUACGCUGCACCUGGAUGGUCUUCCCUGCAAGUGGUUCAGUACCUCAGAGUCCCGGUGCCAGAAACCCAGGGAGGAGAUAGUUCGGGAGGUGUUUGAACACUUCGGCCCCAUACGCAACAUGGACAUUCCAACUCUUGAUGUUUACAGAGAGGAGACGGGCAGUAAGCUGUCUAAUGCCUUUAGCGUGUCCGGCUUGCAGACCUUUGAUGUUUACCUUCAGUUCCGGCAGCGUGAGGACCUUAGGAAUGCGAUGGAGUCUCUGAGAGGAAUGAGGCUAAUGCUAAAGGAGAGCGAUGGAAAAGCCUUGGUGUGCAACGUCAAGGUAAGCUUAGACUUAACCAGCCACUUGAGUGAGGCAGCAGUGCAGAAGAGGCAAAUGGAAAGAAGGCAGCUGGAAGCACUGGAGGAGAAGAGGCAGAGGGAGAAAAGAUACGAGAGGGAGGAGGAGGCUGACAGAAAGCGACGAGAGGACCAGCGGCUAAAAAGGCACCAGGACAAGCUGCGGCGGCGAGCCGAAAGACGAAAAGAGGAGUCUGAGAGGAGGGCGCUGCAGACGCAGGCACAUGUGGAGAGCCAGGAGGAGAAGGAGGAGCAGCUUUGGGAGGAGAAGGAGGAGCAGCUUUGGGAGGAGAAGGAGGAGCAGCUUUGGGAGGAGAAGGAGGAGCAGCUUUGGGAGGAGAGGAAGUUCGUUUUGGUGCAAAGGAGGCUGCAGUCCAUCAGACUGCUCACUGCCCUUCUUCACAGAGCCCAGCGUGGUUUAGCCAAAGUGCAGUGUGCAAGAAAGGUGAUCAAAAAAGAAAAGUCGAGCUGCAUACCUCCAGUUCCUUUAUAUGAAGGAAGCAGAGAUGUAAAGGUGGAGCCUGUACAAGACCUUUUCUCAGAAACCAAAAACCCUGUGGUUUGUUCCCCGGACACAAUCAUCCCAGUUCCCUUCAGGGAGCGUACCAUUGGCGAUGGACAUGUUCCGUUCCAGGAGCAUUCAAGGCCGAGUGGACCGUACAGCCCACUCCGGGUAACAAUCAGCCAGAGUCACACAAAACGGGACCUCGCCAAGAACACGUGGCCACCAACUAAUCAGCGUCACCAGAGUUGCUCCUUGAUAACAGGCGGAGAAUUUUCUAGCGGUAAGCACUGGUUUACCGUACACAGAAAGAAAGAAAAGGUGUAUGAAUCGGAAGAGUUCCUGAAUUACAUACUCAACCACUACCCGCAUACAAGCUAUUUGGGGCCGUAUGAGAACUCCCACCCCCCAUGCAGUGAGUCCAUGUGGCGAAGGAGGGUGUCUGAUGAUGGCAAAAGUUUCCUCAUCAGCCUUAGAAACUUAGAUAGAGGGGUUUGCACUGAGGUGAGCAUCAGUCAGAAUUCAGAUCAAAGUAAUCCCAGUGAUGAGGAUAGGUACAAAUGGAAAAUUACCAUUAAGGAAACUGAACCAGCACAGAAGAUGCUUGGAACACACAGGGGGCUGAUGGGGGGAUACAGCAGAGAGUUUGAGGUUUCCUGGAACAAGUCCAGCUCUCAGCACACAACGCACACCUCCGAUAACCGGAAGGAUGACCGGGAUGACCAUCCCGACAGAGGGACUGUCACCUUAAAAGACGGCCUUGGCGGCUUUCCAAAAAACAAUGAGUCAGUCUGCCCUCCUGCAUCUGCUUAUUUUAAAGAAUGUCUGAGUGAAAAUAAGUGCAAAAAGCUGAGUGCUCAGGAGGCUGGCGGCAAGAUUGAGAACCGGAAAUAUGCAGAAUGUGAGAAGAGGAUGGAUAGGGAAGGUGCCUGUAAGAUUGGGAACGAGGAAGAUGAGGUUCUGGAGAAGAAAGCGGCGGUUCUGGAGAGUGAAAGCUGGUGGGAAUCGCCCCAGCCAGAACAGAAACCGAGGAAGAAGGCAAAAAAAAUAAAGAAGGACUACAGUGGAAACCAAGUAGAUGAGACGGAGGACGCAAAGAAAAGGAAGAAAAAGAAAAAAGAGAAGCACAGAGAUGUGGAGCCUGAGAACGACAAAGUGGCUGAGGACUGGGGCAACCUGCCUCAUCACGUGGUGCUGCACAUCUUCCAGUACCUGUCGCUGGUGGACCGCGCCCGUGCCUCCUCGGUGUGCCGCCCCUGGAACGAUGUCUUCCACAUCCCUGACCUGUGGAGGAGGUUCGAGUUUGAACUGAACCAGCCGGCCACGUCCUACCUGAAGUCCACCCACCCCGACCUGAUCCAGCAGAUCAUCAAGAGACAUGCACAGCAUCUGCAGUAUGUCAGUUUCAAGGUUGACAGCUGCACAGAAUCUGCAGAGGCCGCUUGUGACAUCCUGUCCCAGCUGGUGAACUGCACCAUCAAAACGCUGGGACUCAUCUCCACAGCGAGGCCCAGCUUCAUGAACGUAUCCCAGUCACACUUUGUGUCAGCUCUGACCGUGGUGUUCGUGAACUCCAAGUCCCUGUCGUCUAUAAAGAUUGACGACACGCCCGUGGAUGACCCGUCCCUGAAGGUACUCGUGGCCAACAACAGUGACACGCUCAAGUUGCUGAAGAUGAGCAGCUGUCCUCACGUUUCACCCGCAGGCAUCCUGUGUGUGGCAGACCAGUGUCACGGCUUGAGGGAGCUGGCGCUGAACUACCACCUGCUGAGCGACGAGCUGCUGCUGGCGCUGUCCUCGGAGAAGCACGUGCACCUGGAGCACCUGCGCAUCGACGUGGUGAGCGAGAACCCCGGCCAGACGCAGUUCCACACCAUCAAGAAGAGCAGCUGGGAUGCCGUGGUGCAUCACUCGCCCAAGGUCAACAUCGUCAUGUACUUCUUCCUCUAUGAGGAGGAGUUCGACCCCUUCUUCUGCGAACAGACACCCGUCACCCACCUCUACUUCGGCCGGGCCGUCAGCAAGGAGAUGCUGGGCCGCAUCGGGCUUAACUGCCCCCGGCUGGUGGAGCUGGUGGUGUGUGCCAAUGGACUGGAGCCGCUGGACGAGGAGCUGAUCCGCAUCGCCGAGCGCUGCAAGAACUUGACGGCCAUUGGGCUUGGCGAGUGCGAGGUCACCUGCAGCGGCUUCAUCGAGUUCGUCAAGAUGUGCGGCAGCCGCCUUACUCAGCUCUCCAUCAUGGAGGAGGUGCUCGUCCCGGACAACAGCUACAGCUUGGAGCAGAUCCACAACGAGGUGUCCAAGUACCUGGGCCGCAUGUGGUUCCCUGACAUGAUGCCAACCUGGUAGACCGGCCCAGCAGGUCUGCUCCUUCCCGCUACAGCUGUUGUGCUGUUAUAUGUCCGUCACCUUGUCAUGUCUUAUUUAAUAUGUGUAGUUGUGCCGUCUUAGGAAGUAUUCAUUAAAAAUGAAUGGUGUGAUCUCCUGGAUGAGAGAUGAAAUUGUCUAACGUGCAAGAUACAUAUUCCAUCCAUCCAUUUUCUAUAACCACUUGCCGGUUGCAGGGGUGGGUCCGGAACCUAUCCCAGAGGCUACGUGUGCAAGCAAGAUACAUAUUAUUAAGUGCACUGUAACCCUAAUAAUCAGCACUGAUAUUUGUAGGUCGGUGUAUAACCCCAUUGUCUACAGUCAGAAAUAUGAGGUCUGACUGACUCAAUCUUUAUUCACUACAUCCCAUGAAAGAGCAAGGAAGCCAUAUAUACAGGAAAAUGCUUCUCUUUCAUCUAUAAAUUCAAGGCACUUGUAAAAUAUUUUAAAUAUAAAGUGUAUAUUUUUAGCAUUGUCUUUUUUGUUCAUUUGGUUUUUGUUCAGGGUAACUACAGUGACAUCGCUGCAUUUCUGUACGUCAUAUAACAACUUUUCUUAAGCACGGUCGUACCGCAUGUGCAUCAUACUGAUCCUGUUAUGUGCAGGCAUGUGUUAAGGUUCAUGUGUUAAGGUUCAUGUGUUAAUGUUCA
Paramormyrops kingsleyae is the source of this 4909-nucleotide messenger RNA. The record is from RefSeq and is a predicted model, not a curated record. Lineage: Eukaryota; Metazoa; Chordata; Actinopteri; Osteoglossiformes; Mormyridae.